AUGAGGAUGGCCGAGAAAAAUUCUUUAGAAAAAGGACAGUUGGAUAAGCAGAAAUGGAGCCCCCCAAUUUCUUUGCUCUAUUUCUACCUGAGGGUCUAUUGUGGACGGGGCAGUAUUUUUAGGGAAGAAUGUAUUCAGCCCCCAAGACCGCUAGUCACUGACAAGAGAACCAGGGACAAGGUUCUUAAACAAGGAUUCUCCCAGGACAAAAUCCCACCCAACCUGGAUGCACUGGUGAUUGGAAGUGGUAUAGGAGGACUGUCAGCAGCUGUUGCUCUCGCAAAGGCUGGGAAAAGAGUCCUUGUCUUAGAGCAGCAUGAUCAAGCAGGAGGUAGUUGUCACACGUUUCAAGAACACGGCUAUGAGUUUGAUGUGGGUCUCCACUAUGUCGGACAGAUGCACGAAGGAGGAAUGUUUAGGGUGAUCAUGGACCAAUUAACGGAUGGACAACUUCAGUGGAAACGUCUGGGAGAUCAGUAUGACUCAGUCAUCAUAGGCCAGAAGGUGUACCAAAUUUAUGCAGGAAAAUGCGAAUUUCCAGAUGCCCUAAAAAAGCAGUUUCCAGGAGAAGAGGAAGCCAUUGACAAAUUUGUCACUUUGAUGAAGAAGGUGGCUCGUCAUGUUCCUCUGCUAGCAAUACUGAAGAUGAUUCCACAGUAUUUAGCCCUGUUCCUCCUGAAGUCUGGUCUUCUUCACCGACUUUCUCCAGUAUUCCACCUCGCAGAAUCCAGUCACCAGGAUGUGGUAGGAGGACUAACAAGCAACAAAGAGCUCCAGACCAUGUUCAGCUACCUUUUCUAUGGAGUCCCUCCCAAUGACUCUAGCUUCAUGAUCAAUGCCCUUCUUCUCCAUCACUACAAAAGAGGAGCCUGGUAUCCUCGAGGGGGGAGCAGUGAAAUUGCCUUCCAUAUGAUUCCUGUUAUAGAGCGAGCUGGAGGCACAGUAUUUGUACGAGCCCCUGUUACACGGAUCUUAAUGAGCAAUGGUAGAGCCACAGGGGUGGCUGUUCAGAGAAAAGAUAAAGAGAUACGUAUUUAUGCUCCUGUGGUCAUAUCCGAUGCUGGCAUAUUCAAUACCUAUGAGCAACUUCUACCUCCUGAGAUUAGAAACACACCAGAAGUGGAAUCCCUCCUGUCUAGUCUGCAGUAUGGGAUGGGUUGCUUUUUAGUCUUUGUAGGUAUACGUGGGACAAGUGAUGAGCUGGGGCUGAAGUCUACCAACCUCUGGAUCUACCCAGACAGUGACCUCAACAGCUUGAUGGAUAAUUUCUCAUCUUUGGAAUUUGAAGAGGUGUGCGAGCACUUACCGCUGAUGUUCAUCACUUUUCCAUCUGCUAAGGAUCCCACUUACAGUCAAAGGCAUCCAGGCCAUUCAUGUAUGACACUGUUGACCAUGGCACCUUACAACUGGUUCCACCAAUGGAACGAUCAAAAACCACGCCACCGCGGUCAUGAGUACCAUAGUAUGAAGAUGAAAUUGGCCAAGCGCAUGGUUGAAAGAGCAAUAGAAGAAUUUCCACAACUACAAGGCAAGAUUGAAUACAUGGAAGCUGCCACCCCAGUAAGCAAUGAAUAUUACUUACGGGCACCAAAGGGGUCCAUGUAUGGUGCUGAGCAGAACUGCAGCAGAUACCAAUGCGAGAUUAUCAGCAGAAUGAGAUCACAGACUGCAGUACCCGGAUUAUACCUGACAGGGCAGGAUGUCUUCAGCAGUGGGGUGGCAGGUGCGGUACAUGGAGGCUUGCUCUGUGCCUCCGCUGUGCUCAAUAAAAUCCUGUACAUCGACCUAUUCAUGCUGAAAAAGAGGCUUAAAAAGCGGAUAAAACAGAGACGCUCAUAGAG
Molecule: messenger RNA, 1841 nt
Organism: Bufo gargarizans (Asiatic toad)
Lineage: Eukaryota; Metazoa; Chordata; Amphibia; Anura; Bufonidae
Product: all-trans-retinol 13,14-reductase-like
Molecular function (GO): oxidoreductase activity
Source: RefSeq, a predicted model, not a curated record